Molecule: messenger RNA, 2102 nt
Organism: Gastrolobium bilobum
Lineage: Eukaryota; Viridiplantae; Streptophyta; Magnoliopsida; Fabales; Fabaceae
Product: phospholipase A1 PLIP1, chloroplastic
Exons: 6
Coding region: 1-1995 (664 amino acids)
Biological process (GO): lipid metabolic process
Molecular function (GO): glycerophospholipid phospholipase A1 activity
Source: RefSeq, a predicted model, not a curated record
AUGGCCUAUGCUGCAGCUGGCAUGCCUACCUCUCCAGCUACAUCUGCAACUGUGGACAUAACAAAAGAGCUGAAUGGUCUUCGCCGCUCGCACUCCAGCAAAGACCUAUGCACACAUUCUAUUAUUAUCCGGCGGUCUUAUUCUGACAAUCAUCUAUGUUGCUCCAUCAAUCGCAUACAAGCCACAUCAGUGCAACCAGAACUUAAGAACAACCGAUCAAUGGGAAUUUCUCCGUUUCAAUUUCCGAGUUCCAUUUUUCCAAAUUCUCUACGUUCCUUCUUAUUUUCCCCAGAAACAAGCAAGGACAUGGAUAUGGGGGAGAAGGGUGUAGAUAUUAAAGAAAACACGGUGGAAAGCAGUGAAGAAGAGAGAGUAAAUAGAGCCAACUGGGUACAGAGGCUUAUGGAAAUUAAGAAACAUUGGAGAAACAGACUACCAAAAGAAAGCAUGGAUCCGGAUAUGACAUGCAACAUGUAUGAUGAAUGUGAUUGUGAUGAUGACAAUGUUUGUGUGGUGGGUUAUGAAGAAGAAGAUGAGCAAGAAGUGACAUAUGAUCGUGACUCAUUCUCGAAAUUUCUGGUUCAAGUGCCAUGGUCUGAUACCAAACUAUACUCUCAGCUAGCCUUCCUGGGCAACAUGGCUUAUGUAAUACCACAAAUCAAGGCUAAGGACUUAAGGAGAUACUACAGCCUUCAAUUCAUAACAUCUUCUUUAGAGAAGAAAGCUGAAGUGGCCAAGUUAAAAGCCAAACUUGAUCAGGACUCCACUCGCGUUCCUAUAUAUGACUCGGUAGACUCUCAAGAUGGCUUAGAGAAAGGAAAAGAUAAUGAACAGAAGGAUCAAAUCAGGCUUGCUUAUGAUAUUGCUGCCUCAGCUGCCUCUUAUGUCCAAUUGCGAGAGGCAGAAGGAACUUCACGGGAUUAUAAAUCAGAGGUUGCAGCUUAUGUGGCGGCGUCAACAAUGACUGCUGUGGUUGCAGCAGGAGAGAGGGAAAAGCAGGAAGCAGCUGAGGACCUCCAGUCGCUUCAUUCCUCACCUUGUGAAUGGUUUGUUUGUGAUGAUUCCAGCAAUUAUACUAGAUGCUUUGUAAUUCAGGGGUCAGACUCCCUGGCAUCUUGGCAAGCAAACCUCUUCUUUGAGCCCACCAAAUUUGAGGGCACGGAUGUUCUUGUUCACAGGGGAAUUUAUGAAGCUGCAAAAGGAAUAUAUGAGCAAUUCAUGCCGGAAAUAAUGGACCAUUUGAAAAGACAUGGGGAUCGUGCAAAGCUUCGAUUCACAGGGCACUCCCUUGGGGGUAGUCUAUCUCUUUUGGUUCAUUUGAUGCUAUUGACUAGGAAUGUUGUCAGUCCCUCAACUCUAUUACCAGUAGUGACUUUUGGCUCACCAUUUGUAUUCUGUGGAGGCCGAAAAUUAAUCGAUGAGCUAGGCCUGGAUGAGAGCAACAUCCACUGUGUGAUGAUGCAUAGAGAUAUUGUUCCCAGGGCUUUCUCCUGCAAUUACCCUGACCAUGUAGCUGUAGUCCUUAAGCGCUUAAACAGCACAUUUAGGUCACAUCCUUGUUUAAUGAAAAACAAGCUAUUGUACUCACCAUUGGGUAAAAUAUUCAUUCUCCAACCCGAUGAGAAGACAUCUCCUCCGCAUCCUUUACUCCCCUCGGGAAGUGCCUUCUAUGCCCUGGACUAUACAAGAUGUGGAUACUCUCCAAGUGUUCUUAGAAGCUUCCUCAAUCAACCACAUCCCAUUGAAACACUUAGUGAUCCAACAGCAUAUGGUUCAGAAGGCACAAUCCUAAGAGACCACGACUCGAGCAACUACCUCAAAGCUGUCAAUGAAAUCUUAAGACAACAUUCAAAGAUUCUUGUUCGCAGAGUAAGGAAGCAAAGGAUUAACGAAUUGUGGCCACUGCUGACUUCACCAUCUCCACACUCGUGGAGCCAUGAGCAGAACUUGGAGAAAUACAACUUGAUGACAAAGGAGAUAGUGACGGGGGUCUAAAAAGCCUUUCUUGCGAGGUUCCUACAGAUCUUGAUAAAAUUAAAUCAUGAAAUUAAUUAGUUAGCGAUGUACAUCAUUUUGUUUUUAAGUACAUUUCUAAACAUCUA